Molecule: messenger RNA, 1269 nt
Organism: Cladocopium goreaui
Lineage: Eukaryota; Dinophyceae; Suessiales; Symbiodiniaceae
Source: the annotation of a GenBank genome assembly
AUGGAGGGACUGCUGUCCUCCUUGAAGUUUCCGUUGUCGUAUGGACAUCAGGAGUUCAAGGAACAUUGGCCCCACACGCCCCAUGAAGCCAACCUGGUGAUCCAAAGCCUGCAUGACCUGGCGCGUGCAUUGUUUGGAGCCAGGGAGGAUGAUGCAGUCGUGGCAUCUUUCUUGGAGAAGAGGGGGUUGAGUAUUCUAGUAGAAGCACUGCUAGCGAGCUCAACUCCCGAGAUCAUACGCGCACAGGCGUGGCAGUCGCUGUGCCUAAUCCUGCUGAAUGUGGAGGAGGAUGUCUUCCAACGGUUGAUCAUUGGGCGCGAGCUGGAUGUGUUGUGGUCUGGUGAGCCAGAUCUUCGAAUUGAGGAGAAUCGGAUGAACUUCGUCUCUUGUCUCAAAACAGUCAGCAUGCGAAUAGACGUGGAGACGCUGCCAUUCCUGAUGACAGACAGCGACAUCCCGAUCCUCAGAGUGGCAAUGGCCUACACGGCCCAUGAAGAGGCCCUGCUCCGCACCCAGGCGCGCAACGCCAUGCUAGCACUUUUUUCAAAGAUGAAGAUGGGCGAGGAACAGCUGUUGCGGACUGCCUUGGAAAUGGCAAAGUCCAGGUUGCCGACCCCUUUGUGCACUUUGAUGUGGCAGAAUUGGGCAAACAUGGCACAAGCAGCCAAAAACAGGAAUGCUCCGGCUUUGCAAAAAUGGGCAUUCCGUGAAGAGGACCUUUGGGACCAUCUGGCCGAACUGAUCAAGCUUGACAUCACAGACGUCACACAGAUGGUCUGUGGUGUUAUAGUGGGAAGUCUGGUCUGGAAACUAGGAUCCCUGACUCCCACAGAUGUGGGAGUGAACCACUGGAGCGCUCCCUUUGUGAAGGGCGACGAUUUCGACUCAGAGCCGAUGAUGGCCGUUCCGCCUCCAGGGGCGUUGAAACUGUCGCCAAAGUCCCACACAGAAUCAACGGCCUCGCUGUCGGCGGACCAGUCUUCGCUGGAGGAGUGUGCAAGCUUUACCGCCUGUGGGCUUGGAACCGCCAUGAAGGUUGCGGAGACGUUCGCCAUAGAUAUGGCAUCCAAUGACCAUUGCGCCGCCAUGGCUCUGAGAACCCUGGCAACCUACGCGGGAACUCUUCGACACGCAGGCAUUGCUUGUGCGCUCAUGCCACUUGUGGAGCUAAUUCUUUUGCCAUCAAUUCCUUCGGGCUCCCUUCGGGCUCGAUUCGUGCCAUGGCAGACCUCGAUGCGGGCUGCAUCACUGAGGACUUGCUCGCCCUGA